Homalodisca vitripennis (glassy-winged sharpshooter) is the source of this 710-nucleotide messenger RNA. RefSeq names its product SMC5-SMC6 complex localization factor protein 1-like. The record is from RefSeq and is a predicted model, not a curated record. Gene Ontology annotation, molecular function: protein binding. NCBI's taxonomy places the organism in Eukaryota, Metazoa, Arthropoda, Insecta, Hemiptera, Cicadellidae. Gene Ontology annotation, biological process: positive regulation of double-strand break repair. The transcript has 5 exons. The coding region runs from base 104 to 616 and encodes 170 amino acids.
GAUUGAUUCCCCAAAACUUUGUGUUCCAGGAGAUUGGGAUAGCAGUGUCCAGUUACAAAGGUUGCGCGCUAUCCAGCCUCCUUGGUUGCGGUAUAAAGUGGCUAUGACUUGGGUUAACUUUCAACUGAAUAUUCGGAUACUGGACUCUGAUCUCACAGCUUUAGUUGAGAUUAUUCACAUGCAUGUAAAGAGUCCAGUCAAGUUGGAAAAACCUGUUAGAAAAGUAAAAUGUGACAAGAGAGUGAUCACCAGAAAAUCACUUGUGGACAUCAAGAAAGUGACCAAGAAAAAUCAAUAUGGGGAAACAAAACUCCACAUCCUGUGUCAAAGGAGAAACAGUAGCAUUGCAGAAAUACAGAGUGCGCUAGCCAUGCCUGAGACUGAUAUCAACGCCAAAGACAACAAUGGCUACACACCCCUACAUAAGGCUGUAAUCUACGCAUCAGUCCUCAAGACUAAAUUACUACUGCAACACCAGAUUCUCCUUGGUAAGAGUGCUGUUGAUAUUGGCGCACAGAAUAAAGCAGGAUCUACACCCCUACACGAAGCAGUAAGGGUUAAAAGUUUGGAGUUAUGUAAGCUGUUGGUGGACCAUGGAGGUAAGAUGCUUAUUUAGGGCUAAAUUGGUUGUAGACAACCAAAUAUAUUGUUAGUUUUUAUAAUAGUGCCCACAUUUGACUAUUUUUAUGAUAAAAUAUUUCUAUGAUACA